Messenger RNA from Phragmites australis (common reed), 1338 nucleotides. RefSeq names its product NEP1-interacting protein-like 1. The record is from RefSeq and is a predicted model, not a curated record. The transcript has 5 exons. The coding region runs from base 218 to 949 and encodes 243 amino acids. Lineage: Eukaryota; Viridiplantae; Streptophyta; Magnoliopsida; Poales; Poaceae.
AGUUGGUUGGCGCCUUAAAGACCACCACCCUCCGCGGCCGCUGUUCCCUUCCCUUCCCCUUGCAGCAGUGGACGUUCGCUUUGUUUCUCCCACCUCACCACCUGCGUCGUCUCGUCUCUUCUCGUUGCUUGUGGAGUUGUGAUCCCAAGAGUUUAAUCGAGGAGGAGGAAGCGAAGCUUUAGCAGCUGCGGUCUGGUUGUUGCCGGCCGGCAAGGGCAUGGAUCCGUCGGGUGCGUUCUUGCAGCAUGCGCCUAGCUCCGUCCCGCGGAGCUCCAGCAACGUCUCGCUGUCGUCGCUGGCCAGGAACGGGAGGGGCGGCGCCGGGGGCACCAGGGGGCGGAAGAUGAUGCGCAGGGUCUGCCGCGGCGUCAUCACCUUCAUCUUCGCCAUCGCUGGUCUAUUCCUGGGAGCGGUGACCGGCGGGCUGAUCGGACUGGCGACGGAGAGCGGGCUCUUCCGCGGCACCGGGAUCGGCGCCAUCACCGGCGCGCUGGUCUCCAUCGAGGUGGUCGACUCGUCCAUCCGGCUGUGGCAGUCCCGGCGGUCCGGGAUCUGGAGCAUCUUGUAUGUGCUGAACGUGAUCUACAGCCUUCUGACCGGCAGGCUCGUCCGCGAGAAGGUCGACCCGGCGGUGCAGCGGGUGGUCCGGAGCCAGAUGAACGCGGUGGACUCUUCGCCGUUCAGGGAGUCGCCGGACCUGUUCGAGGUCGAGGCCACCAAUGGCAUGCCGCGGGCGUCCAUCGACAAGCUCCCCGAGGUCAGGAUCACCGAGGAGUACAGGCGCGACGCCGUCGGCGACCUCUCAGGCUGCUCAGUCUGCCUCCAGGAUUUCCAGGUCGGGGAGAAGGUACGGAGCUUGCCGGACUGCUGGCACGUGUUCCACGUGCCGUGCAUCGACGGCUGGCUGAUCAAGCAUGGCUCCUGCCCGCUGUGCAGGAGGAAGCUCUAGAGUCACCACACCAUGCAUGGAUAUGAUCCACUGCGCUUGUUGCCUGCUGCAUGCGAGAGCUGAUCGAUGUAGCCUGCAUUGCUGCUGUUGCCACUUGUUAGUAGGAGGAGGAGACUGACAUCUAUAGAAUCCUUAAUUUAUAGAGAGCGUUUUGUUUUGUUUGUACGUGUUGUUCCCUUUGCAUCUUUUUGAUCUACAAUAUAUAUCAUCCUCUCUCUUUCUCCUGGUGUAAUAUACUCUGCUGCUUCUGCUCAAAACCAACCCUGGACCGGCCGGUUUGUGCUUUGAUCGAUCUCCGGAUUGAUCUGGUGUAAUAUAUAAUUAGUAUGUAUAUCGCACUUGGACAUACAUAUCUUGCCAUGAAUUGUUAACUUGUUUUAGUUUCGUCA